Sparassis crispa is the source of this 765-nucleotide messenger RNA. Its product is annotated as HIT-like protein. The record is from RefSeq and is a predicted model, not a curated record. Gene Ontology annotation, biological process: single strand break repair; double-strand break repair. Bases 1 to 765 code for a protein of 254 amino acids. The transcript is spliced from 3 exons. Gene Ontology annotation, molecular function: double-stranded RNA binding; mismatched DNA binding; DNA 5'-adenosine monophosphate hydrolase activity. Lineage: Eukaryota; Fungi; Basidiomycota; Agaricomycetes; Polyporales; Sparassidaceae. Gene Ontology annotation, cellular component: nucleus.
AUGUCCUUCCCCAACCUAACUCUCUUCCGCCAUUACGCAGAAUCAGUUCCGUCCGCUAUCCCAAAGACGGUGCUGAAGACACACACCGAUAAUUCGGUCACUGUCGCUGAUGCUUACCCGAAAUCCCUCUUUCACUUCAUCGUCCUGCCGCGCGCCCUUCCGCCGCUGGACAUCUCCAACCUCAAAGACCUGCGUACCCUGCUCAAGUGCGACCGCGAGCAGGCACUACAGGUGCUUAAGCGGCUCGACGCGGACGCGGAGGCCGUGCGGGCGAUCAUCGAGGCAGAGAUGGUCAGUAAAUAUGGCUUCAAGUGGGAGAUCUGGACCGGGUUCCAUCCCCUGCCCUCGAUGGAACACCUCCAUCUGCACGUUCUUUCGGCGGACCUUUGUACUCCCGCCAUGAAGAUUAAGAAGCACUACAACUCCUUCCACCCCAAGCUCGGCUUCUUCCUCCAUCUCGAGGAAGUGCUGUCGUGGUUUGAGGCUACGCCGUCUUUCUAUGAUAUGAAACGCGCCUUGACCCCCAGACAGUACGAGGACAGGCUCAAAGAGGACUUGAUGUGUUUCAAGUGCGAUGACGUGUUUAAGACCAUGCCGAAGCUUAAAGAACAUCUCCAACAGGAGUGGGACCGCAUGGCUAAGCGCGAGAAGGCUAAGUUGGCAAAGAAGCGUAAGCGGGAAGAGGAAGCUGCUGCCAAGGCCGGUGAUGGCGACGACGGUAACGUCAAGGCCAAGAAGUGCGAGACGGAGUCGCCUGCCGAGUGA